AUGAUAAUAUGUAUUUCUUUACACAUUUAUAGUGUUCUGUUUGGUCGUCGAAUUGUGGAUAUAAAGUUUAUAUUUGAUCAAAUAUUGGCCAGUAACAACAAAAAUCAUAUAAAAGGAUUUGAUUGUUCUUUUAUUAACUCUGAAUUGAUUAAAGAAACACGUAAAGGAUUUCAUUGCUCAUGGUUUUUUAAAUGUAAAAUGUGUAACAUAGAAACAAUAAUUCAAUCAGAUAUCGACGACAAAAACAAAAUACCAAUUAAUAAAGCAGUGGCAAAUGCAUCUAUUGCAGUUGGAAUUGGCUAUAGCCAAGUCAAUGAGUUUUCGGCUUCUAUCCGUAGUCACAAUUUUUUUUUAUAA
Messenger RNA from Macrosiphum euphorbiae (potato aphid), 357 nucleotides. Lineage: Eukaryota; Metazoa; Arthropoda; Insecta; Hemiptera; Aphididae. The record is from the annotation of a GenBank genome assembly.